AUGUCAGAGAGAAGUGACUUCCUGGAGCUGGUGGUUGCAGGAUAUUACUCAAGUAAAGUCAACUUGUCUGCCAUUACCAGCUCUGUGGUAACCUCAGGAGGGUACGUGACCCUUCAGUGUGUCUCAGACCAGAAAUAUAACAUGUUUAUUCUAAUGAAGGAAGAUGAGAAGUUCUCCAGGCCUUUGCCCUCACAGAAGAUACACCCUGAGUUUUUUGGAGCCCUGUUCACUGUGGGUACUGUGAUCCUCAACCAGAGGUGGAGGUUCACAUGUUAUAGGUAUGAUUUGAGCAUCCCUCAGGAAUGGUCAGUACCCAGUAACCCCCUAGAACUCCUGGUCUCAGGAAGUCCUGAUUGCUUGAUACCAACAACCCUAAUAGAAACCGAGAACUUGGCCAAAUUCUCUAUCACAUCAAUUGAAUGGAAUAAUGCGGGCCAAUAUAUGUGUGAAUUUAAGAGCCCCAAUGGCAAAAGAGAACACAGUGACUACCUGGAUCUGGUAGUGACAGGAAACCUAGAGAAACCCACCCUCUGGGCUGAGCCAGGCUCUGUCAUCAGCACAGGGAAUCCUGUGACCAUCUGGUGUGAGGGGACCAAGGAAACCCAAAUAUAUUUCCUGUAUAAAGAAGGAAGUCCAGCACCGUGGUUCCAUCAAACUCCAAAAGGUCCUGGUAAAAAGGUCAUGUUCUCCAUAGCAUCCAUGGAAAAGCAUCAUGCAGGGCAAUAUCGCUGUUACUCUUACAAAUCUACAGGGUGGACCGAGCGCAGUGACUCCCUGGAGCUGGUGGUGACAGGGCUGUCAAGGAAGCCCACUUUGCUGACCCCAAAAGUCCCUGUCCUGGCCCCUGGAGAGAACCUGACACUCAAGUGUUCCUCUGAGAUAAGUUGUGACAGAUUUGCUCUGUUCAAAGAGGGAGGAAGUGACCUCACUCAAGUUUAUGUUCAUCAGCCCCAGGCUGGACAUUUUCAAGCCACCUUCAUGUUAGCCUCAGUGAAUUUCUCCAUUGGUGGUCGAUACAGAUGCCUUGGUGCACAGAGCUUCUCCUCUGAGUGGUCAGCCCCCAGUGACCCUCUAGACAUCAUGAUCACAGGAUACCUCCCUGUCACACCCAAUAUCUCAGUGCAUCCAGGCACUACUGUGUCCUCAGGAGAGAAUGUGACCCUGAUGUGUCAAUCAUCAGACCCAGUGGACACAUUCUUUCUGUUCAAGGAAAAUGCAGUCCAUCCCUACAUGCAACAAAGAGCAAAGUCUCAAGAUCUACAAUAUGAGAUAGAAUUCUCCAUGAGUGCUAUGACCUCAGCCGUUGGGGGUUCUUACAUAUGCUUUUGUUCUAACAGUUCAUCCCCUUACCUGUUGUCACAUGCCAGUGUUCCUGUGGAGAUCAUAGUCUCAG
Peromyscus maniculatus bairdii (prairie deer mouse) is the source of this 1393-nucleotide messenger RNA. The record is from RefSeq and is a predicted model, not a curated record. NCBI's taxonomy places the organism in Eukaryota, Metazoa, Chordata, Mammalia, Rodentia, Cricetidae.